Humulus lupulus (European hop) is the source of this 825-nucleotide messenger RNA. Its product is annotated as putative disease resistance protein At3g14460. Lineage: Eukaryota; Viridiplantae; Streptophyta; Magnoliopsida; Rosales; Cannabaceae. The transcript has 3 exons. The record is from RefSeq and is a predicted model, not a curated record. Bases 1 to 825 code for a protein of 274 amino acids.
AUGCUUUCACCUAACACAACGUUGAAGCAGAUUGAGAUUCUUGGUUAUCUAGGCACAAAAUUUCCAAAUUGGAUUGGGGAUGAUUCGUUCAACAACAUUGUUGACAUAAAGCUUAGUGGGAGUCAGCAUUGCUCCAAUUUACCACCACUUGGGCAACUGCCUUCACUAAAAAUUCUUCACAUUUCAAGUUUUGAUUCAGUAACGACUGUGGGUGCUGAGUUUUACGGGAAUAGUUCUGCGAAGAAGAAGCCAUUUUCAUCGUUGGAAAUAUUAAUUUUCAAGAACUGCCAUUACUUUGAAGCCCUCUCAAUGUCCGAUGGUCAAUGUCAGGAACUAACUUAUCUGUCUAUCUAUUGUUGUCGUAGCUUUGUGUCUUUCCCAAAUGGUGGACUUAUUGCUCCCAAACUGAGUGACUUGAAUAUAUAUAAUUGCCCUGAAUUGAUGUGGUUGCCAGAGAAGAUGACUUCCCUCUCAUCUUUGAAAUCUUUGACAAUCAGAAGUUGUCCAUUGAUAAAGGCUAUUCCUGAAGGUGGUCUGCCCAUUAGUUUGUCUAAACUUAGGAUAAACUAUCAUCAACUUUUGAGGAUAAAAUGGAAUUGGCAAACAUUACCCAAUCUCAAGAAUACAUUAUCAGAAGAAGGGUUUCCAACCUCCCUCAGCUCUUUGAGUAUAAGUGGUUGUCCUCUGCUGAAGAAAAUUUACGACACAAAGGACAGUGAGAAUAAGGAGUAUUGGAGAAAGAUUAGUCAUAUCCCACAUGUCGGAGGUUCUUCAGAAAGGCAGGAAGAAGAUAGUUUUCUCAACAUGAAACAAGCAAUGUUCUGA